UAAAACUGAAAGUAUUAUUCAAAUUUAACUGGUUAAAAAGUGCAAUUGGUUUUCGUACUCACUAAAUCACUAAAAAUUGGAUAAAAGUGCAAAUCAAACAGUCUACUGGGAUGGAAUCUGAUGAUAGCUGCGAAAUAGCCUCGGUACUUACAAGAGCAGAUACCAAGUCUGAUUUAUCUGAUAAUCAGACCAUUGAUUGGAGUAAUCAUCAAAAUCUAAGGAAAGAAAACUAUACAAGUUGUGAUGGUUGCCUAUCAAAUGUAGAAGUAUUAUCAGAUAGUUGUUCGAACAAACAAUUUCACACUUUUUCAUCAAAGCUAAGAGAGCAAGGAAAGAAGAUUAAACUCCUGGAACAAGAGCGAAUCGGCUUUUUGGAACAAAUAGCCAAUCUCUGUUCAUCUUUAGAAAAAAAACAACAAGAGUUGGUUGAUGUUUUGAAACUUUCGGAAGAGAAAGCAAAAUACCAUGCUCAUUACAUGACUGAGGUUAGCAGUCUACUAGCCGAACUGAAAACACUAUUUUCAGAGCAUUCAAACUGUUUUAAUCCAGGAAAUCAGGCUUUAAUAGAUCAGGGUGAAUUUGGGAAUAAGAAUGGAGUUUCAAAUAGUACCGAUACUGAAAACGUACAAUUGAGUUCCACUAUUGGUUCAGUGGAAGGCGCUUGCUGUUCAGAAUCUCAGCAAGAUCAUCGUGGCCGCGCUCUGAUUAAUGAACUAUCUGCUACAGUAAGUGCUGUCAAAAAUAUGAACAGCAAAAAAUUGAUAAAACACGACCCUUCUCCACAAACCCCACAUAUAUUUGAUACGUUAUCAUCCAAACCUUUAAAUAAUUCUGAUCGAAAUCCUAUUAAAAAAUCUAUAAAUCAGUUGCCUAAUAAAUUAAUUCAGCACACUCAGGUGACAAAAAAUCCUAUAGCUUCAGAUGUUUGCAUAUUACCAUCAUUUUGUUGGAACACUGACCAUGUUCUAUACUGGUUACGUGAAUAUGUUUGCCUACCUGGUGGAUGUUUGGAAGCUGCUAGUCGACUUCGUUUAGAUGGUAAACAAUUAACAAGUGUAUUCGACAGAAAAAUUGAAAAACAGUUACAUCUUAAUGAUGAAGGAUUAAGAAAAAAAUUUUUUACAGCUCUCGAAGAUUUACGAAUACAUGGACCGCCUGGUAUAUCACGGCAUCCAGGACCAAGCCAUAUAAGCUAUCAAUGGAUUUGUGAUAUUUGGUUAAAACAUCAUUUAGGUCUUGUACAACUAAUUCCUAUGUUUUCAAUAAGACGUGUAGAUGGUCGAAUGUUGUCUAGUUUAAUUACCUACAAACGUCUAAAACAUUCUAUCCAGCAUAAAAAUAGACGAAAAAGUAAAGAUAAUCAUAAUAAUGACAACGAUAAUAAUUGCUGUGAUAUAAUAAUUUCUAAUCCCAAUGAUGAUAUUCCUCUUUCGAAUUAUUCACAACAGAAUCUUAUCAAUUUGAAAACUAAUCAAAUUAAUGGUAGUAGUAAUAAUAGUAAUGAUAAUAUUAGCAAUCAUUCAAGUGUUAAAAGUAUUUCGUCUGUAUCUUCUACAAGCAGCAUAACGAACGCUGUUCAAGAUUCCUGCAGUCAUAGUAAUAACAAUAAUAAGUAUGAUAAUGGUAAUGAAUAUAUGGAACGUAAUUGGCAAGUUGCUGGACGUAAAGAAAUGUUACAUAUUUUAUUAGGUCUGUCGCAUACAUCAUCAUCAUCAUCGUCGAGUAGUGGUGCAGAUUUAUCUGUAGAUUCGAGAUAUUUACUUGGCAAAAAAGAGGCUGAAAGUUUACGUACUGCUAUUGAAUUAUUACAUCAUCAUAAUUUCAAUAUAGAGUUGAUAGAACAAAUUCGUGCUAAAUCUGAUCUUUCCGAAUUAGAUCUUUUGUAUUGGACAAAUGAUCAUAUUGUUAAGUGGUUAUCUGAUUUAGGUUUAAGUGAUUUUGUGCACGGAAUUGAUGCAAGUGGUUUACAUGGUGCAUAUAUGGUACUUGAUUCAACGUUCGAUUUUAAUACAUUGAUUAAACGUUUGCAUAUACCAUUGAAUGUUGCAGUUUUGUGUAAACUAGAGGAGAAUUUACAACGAAUAUUGAAACCAGCUAGAGCUCGUGAAGGUAUAUCCACCAAACAGCACAGAAUUUUUCGUCGACGUAGUGUUAGUCGGCUAAGCUGUACAAAUGGUAUAAUGCAACGUAGUAUUACAUCAACUAAUGCAAUCAAUGGAAGUUGUUUAUCGUUGAUAAAUUCAUCGGAAUCUCAAACCAAAUCAUCUACGGAUAAUAAUAGUAAUAAGCAUGUAAAAAUGAAUGGAAACGUAUUUAAUAUGAAUGAAAACAAAAAUACUAAAACUGAUGUUAUUCGCGAUGCUGAAUCAUUGAAUUUAACCAUUAAGGAUAUCGAUUUAACACUGAAUAAUCCAAUUGGAUUGACACCGAGACGCGAGAAACGUCGAAUUCUAACAGUUACCGGUGAUUUAAUGAAUUCUAAUCGUUUAACACGUGUAUUUACACGUGGUCAUAAGACAUCAGUAGAUGUUACUGAACAGUCAAAUAAAUUACUACCAAAUACACAAGUAUCCAAACAAUUAUCAGUAAUGAGAUUGAAUAUUAAUAAUAAUGGCAUUAAUGUUAACAGCUCCAAUGAUAAUUCAGAUUGGUCAUCUGAUAUUGAAGAUAAGUCAAGUACUUUAGUAAGAAAAACAUCUGAGAAAAGUUCAGACAAUUCUUCUACAUUAAAACGAUUAAAUUCAUUAGAUUGUAGAAAAACUACUCCACCUAGACAAGUUGUUCAGGUUAGUUUUUUAUUAUUCAAGAUAAUAAUAUUAUUGUUGUUAACAUAUUUUCGUCGUUAUUUCUUUAUAUCAACAUUUUGGCCUUAAGUAUCAUAUUUACAUUAAGUAUAAAUGUUUAUAGACUGAAAUUUGAGGAGUUAACAAAUUCCAUAAAAUAAUUACUUCUGAAGUAAAAUUCAACUUAAAAUCCUUGAGAUAUCAUCAAAUAGGUGUUAAUAUCCGAUCCUUAGAAUGAAAUAUAUUGUUGUACAUUUCUAUAUUUUUAUUUAAUUCACAAUAUUGAUCUAAUAUUAAUAAUGUGUAUCCAAUUCUUAUCGGCCUAAUCUAUUUGUGGACAGUCGUCGUCAUUGUUUGUGAGUAUGUAUGAGACGUUUCAAACCAGAGUGCACCAAUCACUAUAUUGUUUUCUCAGUAUUUUUUGUAUACAAGCAUUGUUAGUUCUAAUAAAAAUUUUGGUUCUAUCUUAUCAAGUUUUCUAGCAUCACGUGAAAUUCACUUCUUUAGAAUAAAACUUUGACUAUUUUCAAAAUAUAUGGGUAUUUUUAUCCAUAAAACCAUUCCCUAGAAAUUCUCUCGGUUACUCUUGUACAUUUAUUUUAUUUGCUGUUUAUUGUGAUUGUAUAUGCAAAAGAUUUAAGAAACAAACAGUGCUCCUAAUAAGGAAUGUUUGAUUAGAAAGAAACCUAUCAAAUAAAGGUCUUCAAUUUUUCUAGAGUUUUGAAACACUAUCCACUAUACAUACACUAUACGUACCGAGAAUGUUUGCUCGAAUUAUUUUCUUAUCCUAAUUUGUAUUUCUCUGUUUAUAACUCCUCUUCCUCUCUUAUCUUUCUGUUAACUUCAUAUUUCCAGUAAACUCAUGUUUACUUGUCUACUAUUUUUGUAUUUUAGUUAAAGAACAUCAUGGAAUCUACUCAUUAACAUUUGCCUUAUUUCUCUAUCAUUUCAUAACGGUGAUUCUGCAUUUACUUCGUAUUAAGAAAAAUAUUUUCAUAAUUUAGUACCACAGAUAUUGUUACGUCACUACAUAAUUUCUCACCUAACUUCAAAAUACCGGCUUCGAUGAUUAUUCAUAAAUCACCAAGCCUUCUGGGUAGAUAAUAUAUGUGUUAAUACAUUCGAACUGGGUUGAUUUUUAGUCAAGACAAUCAAACGUAUUCGUAAUACUUUCUUCCUUUGAAUUUAUUUUAACAAAUAAUCUUGAAAUGUGCAGUAUGUUAACGCAGUGCAACUUGUUACCAGUUCUUCAAGUUCGUGACAUUGCCUAAUGUUCUAAACUUGUCAAAAUUUUCUGAAAAUAACUAGCCCAUUUUAUUAAAUUUUAAUGAAUAGGGAGUAUCGCUUUUAAUUUUUUUAGGAGUAAUAAAAAAAGGAUCUUUUUUAUUUUCUCUGAGAU
Schistosoma margrebowiei is the source of this 4182-nucleotide messenger RNA. The record is from the annotation of a GenBank genome assembly. NCBI's taxonomy places the organism in Eukaryota, Metazoa, Platyhelminthes, Trematoda, Strigeidida, Schistosomatidae.